CUCCCUCCCUCAACUCGCCCCCUCCGUUCACCUUCGAGGUCUCAAGUCGCAAAAAUGGGUGGUGUCUCCGUUCGCGAUGUGGACGCGCAGAAGUUCAUUGCUGCCUACUCGGCGUUCCUGAAGCGUCAGGGCAAGCUCCCCAUCCCCGGCUGGGUCGAUACCGUCAAGACCUCCGCCUCCAACGAGCUCCCUCCCCAGGACCCUGACUGGUACUACGUCCGUGCCGCCGCCGUCGCCCGUCACAUCUACGUGCGCAAGACCGUCGGUGUUGGCCGUCUGCGCAAGGUCCACGGCUCCACCAAGAACCGUGGUGCCCGCCCGGCCCACCACGUCGACGCCUCCGGGUCCGUCGACCGUAAGGUGAUGCAGUCUCUGGAGAAGAUCGGCGUCCUCGAGCAGGACGAGGACAAGGGCGGCCGCCGCAUCUCGCAGAGUGGCCAGCGGGAUCUGGACCGGAUCGCCAAGACCACCGUCGACGAGGAGGAGGAGGAGGAUGACGAAUAGAUUCGGUUUUUGAAAGUUUUUUCUUUUUAACUUUGCUCUCUCAGCAUUAUGCGAUGUGGAAACUGAAAACCGAACCUGAAUUGAAAAGGAAAUUAUUUUUUUUUCUCUCUUAAUGAUUAAGAAAAAAAAGGAAAACAAAAAAGUGCAUUUCAUCUCUUCUUAUCUUUGUCUUCCUUGCUUUGUUGCCCACUGCUUUGCUGCAUAGGCGCUUUAUGCUUUAUCUCUUUGUUAACGUACAGGAGAAAGCGAGAGGAAGGAAGAAGUCCACUGACCACACUCCCUUCGACUGAGACGAAGGUGAAGUGGAAUGGAUCUAGAGUGAGAUGAGGACGGACACCGGGACUGGAUACUAUUAUUUAUCUAUUUGAGGAAUGUACUCGAUUUCAUGUUCAA
This is a messenger RNA of Aspergillus campestris IBT 28561, 897 nucleotides long. Its product is annotated as 40S ribosomal protein eS19. The coding region runs from base 55 to 504 and encodes 149 amino acids. The record is from RefSeq and is a predicted model, not a curated record. Gene Ontology annotation, biological process: translation; ribosomal small subunit assembly. Lineage: Eukaryota; Fungi; Ascomycota; Eurotiomycetes; Eurotiales; Aspergillaceae. Gene Ontology annotation, molecular function: structural constituent of ribosome; RNA binding. The transcript has 4 exons. Gene Ontology annotation, cellular component: ribosome; cytosolic small ribosomal subunit.